Messenger RNA from Rubroshorea leprosula, 855 nucleotides. The record is from the annotation of a GenBank genome assembly. NCBI's taxonomy places the organism in Eukaryota, Viridiplantae, Streptophyta, Magnoliopsida, Malvales, Dipterocarpaceae.
AUGGUUUUUGUUACAGAGGUUCCUGCCGUCGGAGUUUGGACAUGAUGUGGACAGGUCCAAUCCGAUGCAGCCAGGACUAAACAUGUACAACGAUAAACGCAGAAUCAGACGAACGAUUGAGCAGUUGGGCUUAUCCUACACCUACAUUUGCUGCAACUCAAUUGCUUCGUGGCCCUACCAUGACAACACUCAUCCUUCGGAGGUUCUUCCACCGCUCGAUCAGAUUCCAAUCUACGGUGAUGGCACCGUCAGAGCUUACUUUGUUGCUGGAUCUGAUAUUGGAAAAUUCACAAUGAAGACGGUGGACGACAUGAGGACAUUGAACAAGUCAGUCCAUUUCAGGCCAUCUGGCAACCUGUACAACAUGAACGAGCUUGCGGCGUUGUGGGAAAUGAAAAUUAAUCGUACCCUUCCAAGAGUUACAGUUGCAGAAGAUGACCUCGUAGCCGCAGCCGCAGAGAAUUGUAUCCCACGAAGUAUUGUGGCAUCAUUCACGCAUGAUAUCUUCAUUAACGGAUGUCAAGUCAAUUUCGUAAUUGGCGGCCCUAAGGAGGUUGAGGUGAGCAGUCUGUAUCCGGGUGAGCCAUUUAUAAGCUUGGAUGAUUGCUUCAAUGACUUUGCUGCUAAGGUUGGAGAACAAAACAAAAAGGACACCAACGAUGUUGCAGCCCCAAAGCCUGUGGUGGAGGCCCUGCCUAUCACGGCAACAUGUGCUUGAUGUUUAUCUUCUUUAAUUAUGUUGUUAUGCAGAGAGUAGUUUUCAAUUACUACUGUGAUUUAUUCUUAAUUACCAUUUUCUCCAUGUGAUUCAACUUGUGUACAAAACAAUUUGUGUAAUAAAUGUGCUUUUUUCUA